GAUUGCUUGGACGACUAGUACCGACUAUAUUCCGAUCAACCAAGUUUCUCUAUACGAAGAAUCAUUUUUCCCUUUAGAAACGCCCCCCGUCUUAUUUUAAACCAAUCCCACCUGCACUCAGCUGAUGGUCAGCCCUUUUUUCCCUGUUCAGCUCUUUGGCCUUUUUUGGGUGUUUGACCCGUAGUCACAGCCCUCUCUCAAAUGGGUUUAAAAUGAGAAAAACGAGCCCAAUAACCGAAUGAAGAGUCUCCUCCCACGUUGGCGGGGGGCAUUCUUUGGUUCCGACCUGCUUAAAACCACCGGGUCGAGUCCACACGAGUCUUCUCGAAUCCAGGUCUGCUCGAAAGAACUCGAAGUCGAGGUCUUCUGAGUUUAUCAUUUUUUCUUAAAUUACCAGUAUUGUCAACUGGGCAUUUAUUACUAUCACCUGCGUAUAUUCCCCACGACCGAAACGCUCAGAGCCGAAGCCGAUCGGGGACUUCCAUCCCGCAAUCUCCCUUAGCUCAUCAUCGGGCGGCGUCAAAGUUUCUUUUUUUCUCCCCUCGACCACCACCACCACACCCCGUCAUCGCCAUCUCUCUUCUUUCCCUUUCCUCCUCCCGCUCCCCCACCCGACUUUCGCCUCGCCUUCUUAUCUUCUGGCGGAGCUUUCGUUGAUGGAAACGCAAUGGCUGCUGCGAGUGGAACUGAGUUGCACGCCGACGGCGACAUGAAAUCGCCCAAUUCCAGCCCCGAAGACGACAUCCCAGACCAGAUUGGGUCAAACGGGUCCACUCCUACGGGCAUCGCAACCCCUCAGCCCGAUCCCGCGGACAAGCGUCUACCUUCCAUCAUGCAUAACUACUUCCAGGUUGGUUCUUUCUCUGGUGAUAAAGCGAAUUUGCCUCGAUUCUGGUCAUAUCUCUCGAAGCCUUCGUGGGACCCCUCUCCAUCACAAACACCCCCAUCUUCCACCUCCCCCACCACCACUCAUCACCCGGGCACUUCCUCCGAGUCCUUCGUUAUGAUGGAGCGGGAGGAUGGAGAGGGGUCUGAUCAAAUGGAGGUGAUACCUACCACCAACUUGCCCACUCCGCCGCAUUCUUUACUCCAACAGGAGUCGGACGAGAUGGACCUUGCGUCGAGUCUCGAGAAGAAUGACGGGUCUUCAAUAUUUCAUAUCCUCAAGAAAUAUCUCGCCCCCCACACCACCACCGCCCCUCCUACUCGCCGUCAAACUUCCCUACCAGUUUCCAGCGUCUCUGAUGACCCCGUUCUUGCUUCACAUUUCUCCAAUCCAUCUAUUCCUUCUGCUUCUUCAGAUGCCUUCUACCCUUCCGAAGCUCCCUUGCUCGACCACGAGAUGCCGCAUGUUUCCAUUUCUUCCGAGAAUCUUGCAAAGCUGACUGGAAACGCACCCGAUGGGGUGCGUCUCAAGAAUACCCCGCCGUUGACUCCCCGGGCCAUGUCCAACGAGGACCAACCGGCCGAUAAGAAGCCGGUUUCCUCCACGCCACUCGCCAGCGGAUCCAAGGAGUCGCAAGAGGAACAGCCACAGCAAGAGCAACAACCACACUCGGAUGGUAUGGACAGUUCUACCGACGAGAUCGCCACGAAACUCGACGAGGCUUUCCCUCGCCAAGCCACCGCCUCCCCUCAGAAUGGAGCUCCCGUGGGACCCUUGAAGGGAAAAUUGUUUGUGAAGAUCUCCGAGGCUCGUGGAUUGCGGCCUAGUUUCGAUCCCUAUGUCGUAUGCGUAUUCGAGUGGAAUGAGUAUAUCUCUAAGGGUGCCCGAUCUGGGGAAGAGGAGAAGAAACGGCGGCAGAUGCAGUCGGAUGCCGAGGCUGGUAUACCCAUGGCCAUUCCGAUGAAAAGCCGCCAAAGUAGCUACAACAGUGCUCUAGACGGUCAUGAUCACAAGGGUCGAAGCCCCGUGACGGAUCCCCAUUGGGAUCAUGAGGCGGUCUUUGAUGUACUCGGCGACCAGUCCGAGGUCGAUGUUACCGUUUACGACCGCAGUAACCAAGAGGCGUUCCUCGGUCACGUGCGCCUUGCCAUCAACCUGAAGGAAGAUCACAGCCGGCUGGAAGGUUGGUUCCCUCUGGUUGCUCGUGCUGCUGGAGAUAGUCAGGUGUCGGGUGAAAUUCAUUUGCAGAUGCGAUUCGAGAUGACGGAGCGCAGACAGGUGGGCCCGAACGACUUCCACAUCCUGAAGCUUAUCGGCAAGGGAACCUUUGGCCAGGUCUAUCAGGUCAAGAAGAAGGAUACUGAGCGGAUUUACGCCAUGAAGGUCCUCUCCAAGAAGGUGAUCAUUCAAAAGAAGGAGGUGAUACACACGUUGGGCGAGCGCAACAUCCUCGUGCGCACUGCAAUGACGGCUUCGCCGUUUAUCGUUGGACUGAAGUUCUCGUUCCAGACCCCGACGGAUCUCUACCUGGUCACGGAUUACAUGUCUGGCGGUGAACUGUUCUGGCAUCUCCAACGAGAGGGCCGCUUCCAGGAGGCCCGUGCCAAAUUCUACAUUGCCGAGUUGAUCUUGGCACUGCAGCAUCUGCACGAUCACGAUAUCGUGUACCGUGACUUGAAGCCGGAGAACAUCCUGCUUGAUGCAAACGGUCACAUUGCCCUGUGCGACUUCGGCCUUUCCAAGGCUAACCUGAGCCAAAACGACACUACCAACACUUUCUGUGGUACCACCGAGUAUCUUGCCCCGGAGGUGUUGCUGGAUGAGCAAGGAUACACCAAGAUGGUUGAUUUCUGGUCCUUGGGAGUUUUGGUCUUUGAGAUGUGUUGCGGUUGGAGUCCGUUCUACGCCGAAGAUACCCAGCAAAUGUACAAGAAUAUUGCUUUCGGCAAAGUGCGGUUCCCCCGCGAUGCGCUUAGCACCGAGGGUCGGAAUUUCGUCAAGGGUCUGCUGAACCGGAAUCCAAAGCACCGACUUGGUGCCAAUGGAGACGCAAAGGAGCUCAUGGCACACCCCUUCUUCAGCGAUGUCGACUGGGAGGCGCUGGGCCGCAAGCAGGUCAUCCCUCCGUUCAAGCCAAAGCUGCAAUCCGAUACCGAUACCUCCAACUUCGACCCGGAGUUCACCAAUGCCCUGGAGACCAACAACUCCCUGCAUGAGCGCGCUGCCGCUCUCGCGAAUGGCUUGAUGCCCGGAUCGACCCCUCUCUCUCCCGGCAUGCAAGCCAAUUUCAAGGGCUUCACUUUCGUGAACGAGAGCUCUAUUGACCAUCACCUUAAGCACGACCCUGCUGACCGGAUGGACGAGGACCCCGUGCACGAGGAGUCGUGGCAGCGGACGCACCGGGCCACCAACUCGAACGAUCAGCGCAUGAGCGGUGUUCAGAAGACGGACGGAACUGAGCCAGGGAUCUUCAACGUUGACGAUAAUUUUGACAUGUGAUUACGUAUCUCCUUUUGUUCUCUCUCUCUCUCUCUUUUCCCUUUCGUCUCUCAUUGCAUGAUCAUGGAGUCCUGAUCCGGCAUAAAUCUUGUGUCCUUGUCCCUUGUCUUGUACAUGUUGUCCCUGUAUGCAUGGUCCUGGUAGCCCGCAGCAGAGUAUGGGGGCCUUCUCUAGUCCUGUUCUCAUCACGUUUGUCUCAUCUUACGUGUCCCUCGACUACCUUUGCUUCUUCUUUUAAUGCGCCACGUCGUGUUCUUCUUUCUCUCUCUCUGCCCGGGUGGUGGUUUUGGUUUCUGGCUUCAUCUUGACAUCGAUCUUGAUUUCCAACUUGCCUCUUAUCUCUUCCUCGUCUCCGUGUGGCCUUUGCUUCUUCUUCCCACGCCUCGUACGUCUUUUCCGCAAUCAUGCUCCUGCUCUUGUUCGUGUUCCUGUUACUUGUCUGCUCUGACAGAUGAAGAUUGCCGGCUUCAAUCACGGUCUUGAUGAUUGUGUCCCCAAUUGUUUCACCCCCGCGUCUGUUCGGCAGUUCAGCUACAUACAUACCCCCGUCCCUUUGAUUCCUGAGUUUUUUGGUAGUGCUCAGGAGGGCUUGCAUUUUUCUUUCCUACUUUCUGCGCUGAAUCGAUAUUUCGUGGUUUAUGGUUCUGAUUCCUGGUUCCCUGGGUUUUCUUUCUUCGUAAAUUAUUCCUCAAAAAAUUAGGAAGGGGAUUUGCAUUUACCUUUUAGGACUGAAUCUACUGGAGACUAUCUUGCUCAGAAACACUUCACUAGUACCGGUACCUAAAUCAUUACGCUGCUCACUGAUAUGCAAUCCAUACGCAGCAGCUCGAAAAUCUAAA
Molecule: messenger RNA, 4224 nt
Organism: Penicillium brasilianum
Lineage: Eukaryota; Fungi; Ascomycota; Eurotiomycetes; Eurotiales; Aspergillaceae
Source: the annotation of a GenBank genome assembly